CACUGUACCUCAGUACAUUUGACCACAGAUCCUCUGCUGCAGGAUCUUUGCGCUUGCCAAUAAUAAAGCGCUGUUGCUCCACCCUCUUGCUGCAUUGAGUCUCGGCGAUGGAGGAGGAGGCGGAGGGCCGGUGUUGCGCCGUGCUGGGCUGCACCAACAGCGGCGGCGGCCUGAGCGAGUGGCGGGCGGCCGAGUGUGAGCGGCACCGGCCUCUGCUCCGCGCCGACUGCCCGUGCCUCGAACCCUUCUGCUUCUACGGCUUCCCGAGCGGCGCCGAGGAGCGGGGCCACUGGCUGCAGGCGCUGCGGGGCCGCGGGCUGGAGCUGGAGCCCGGGGCCGGGGCCGCCGUCUGCUCGCUUCACCUGGAGGAAGGGACGCUGCUCCUGGGCCUCGGCCUGUGCAAGAAGCCUGCUGCCGGCCAAGUGGCGCCUCCGCCGGCUUCUCCAACAACAACAACAACAGUGGAGACGCGCUCGUCCCGGGCCCGCAAGCGGAGACACCCCGGCCCGCGGCCUUGGUUGCACCAGGAGCCGGCCGCUCCCGCCGCCGCCACCCCCGCCGCCCCUCCUCGCUCCUGGGAGCAGGCGGCCGUCCAGGCCAUCAUGCGGCUCCGCUGCGCCUCCAGCCAGCGGGUCGCCCGGGCCCUGAUCGCCUGCCUGAAGGGGGAGAACGACCACCUGAGGCAGCGGAGCCGGCAACUGGAGGCCGCGCUCGGCACCACCGCCCGGCAGCUGGAGCGGCUGCAACGCGAGUGUCGGUGUCGGCCGAGUCCCGAGGCCCGGGCGCCGCAUGAAGCCGGGGAGUCGCCAGAGCUGGUGCCGAGCAGCGAGGUGACCGUGGGCUGAGGGACUGACCUGACCUGACUUCACUAUUCUUCUUUAAUAUCAUUUUCACUGAGUACUCGCAUACACAGAGGAAACGAAAAAAAACGUUGUCUCUGUACUGUACACUGACAAUGACAAUUAAAGUUGA
Amblyraja radiata (thorny skate) is the source of this 972-nucleotide messenger RNA. RefSeq lists its product as uncharacterized. NCBI's taxonomy places the organism in Eukaryota, Metazoa, Chordata, Chondrichthyes, Rajiformes, Rajidae. The coding region runs from base 108 to 845 and encodes 245 amino acids. The record is from RefSeq and is a predicted model, not a curated record. The transcript has a single exon.